AUGGAAAAUAGUCCAUUAAAAGUCGGCGACGCUUCAGCUCAAGAAUCUAAGAAAGAAGAGGUAAAAGAACUAGUCAGGAUGAAUAUUUCUGCCUUACAAUUCAAGGUUUUGAAGCAAUGGGGGUUUGCCAGGGCAUCUCUCUUAACUCUUCCACACGGAGACGUUAGGACCCCUGUCUACAUGCCUGUAGGCACGAAAGGAGCCAUGAAAGGGCUUCUUCCUAAGAACAUGAAGGAUGAUAUUGACUGUGAAAUAAUGCUUGCAAACACUUAUCAUCUCUUCCUCAAACCUGGGGAAGAGAUUCUUGAUAGAGAAGGAGGCUUACAUAAGUUUGCAGCUUGGGAUAAAAAUUACUUGACAGAUAGUGGAGGAUUCCAAAUUGUCUCUCUCAGUGACCUCAAUGAGGUUACUGAAGAAGGAGUGACUUUUGAAUCACAUAUUGAUAAGAUGAAGUUCCUUCUAACUCCUGAAAGAUCAAUGGAAGUUCAAAACUCUAUUGGAGCAGAUAUUAUGAUGGCUCUUGACGAUGUUGUCCCUCCAACAAUUACAGAUGCUGAUAGAUUAGAAGAAGCUAUGCAUAGAUCAGUCAGAUGGCUUGAUAGAUGCAUCCUUGCACAUAAAAAGCCAGAAGUACAAAAUCUCUUUGCUAUCGUUCAAGGAGGUUGUGAUGACGAUCUCAGGAAAAUAUGUUGUGAUGAAAUGAUCAAAAGAAACACUCCAGGAUAUGCUAUUGGAGGGCUUGCUGGAGGAGAAGACAAGGAAGAUUUUUGGAGGACAGUUCAUACCUGUACUCAACUCCUUCCUGAUGAUAAGCCAAGAUAUGUAAUGGGCAUUGGAUAUCCAGUAGACAUACUCAUCUGUUCAUUGCUAGGAGCUGAUAUGUACGACUGAGUAUAUGCUACAAGAGUUGCACGGUUUGGAACAGUUUUUACUAGAAAUGGAGAAAUCAAACUUCGUGGAUCAAGUAACAAGAACCAGUUUAUCCCUAUUGACUCAAAAUGCCAAUGAUAUACAUGCAAAAACUAUACUAGGUCCUACUUAUGGCAAUCUUUUACAAGAGAUUCUAGCUGUCUACAACUUCUUAGUCUUCACAAUGUAUACUUCCUAUUAGACAUAAUCAGAGAAUUCAGACAAGCAAUACUUGACGAGAAUGUUGAAGAAUAUAUGACAAAUUUCGUCACAGAUUACUACAUCACCGAAAAAGAUGGAGUUCCUCAAUGGGUCAAAAAUGCUCUGAAAGCAGGAGGCAUCGAUAUGUCUUAA
Moneuplotes crassus is the source of this 1263-nucleotide messenger RNA. Lineage: Eukaryota; Ciliophora; Spirotrichea; Euplotida; Euplotidae. The record is from the annotation of a GenBank genome assembly.